AUGAUAAAUACUAAUCAUUUGAUAGGUUAUAACAAAAGAGAUAGAAUUUAAUUUGAGAUAGGACUUUUAAUAUUCUCACUAAUAAAUAUCAUCAAUUCUGGAAAAAUAUAUAAUGAUAAGAUUAAGAACCACUUUAAUAAAUAAUACUAACAUCAAUUGAAAGAAAGAAUAAAUGAAGUAAUUAUGUUUCAAUAAAGUUAGUUUACCUAAUUAAAUCAAAACAUUAAUGACCAAUACAAUCGCUUAAACCACUCCCCUCCUUCUAAUAAGAGAAAAUGUAUAAUCAUUACAUCGUAGAAUUAUUGGGGUUUACCUUUAGAAUUUGAUAGCACCUGUAGAUUUAAAUGA
Messenger RNA from Paramecium octaurelia, 348 nucleotides. The record is from the annotation of a GenBank genome assembly. NCBI's taxonomy places the organism in Eukaryota, Ciliophora, Oligohymenophorea, Peniculida, Parameciidae.